AACAAGUGAAACGAAUGGCAAAGUUUGUGCUGGCUGGAGCUGCUGAUUGUCCAGACUAUGCGCAAGCAGAGCUGUUGGCUGACGAUCUCGUUAGAAAUCUGCCGAGCUUUGCUGUCCACAAGAUCGUGAAGUCUAGAGAUGAGUGGGACGAGUGGGUGCGAUCAGAAUGUGAGAAGAGAGACUUUCGGCAUGAAGGAUCGCCCAUUGUGUGGAGGGAACUUGUACAGAGAGGUGGAAAGGGCUACUAUUUGGGCAACCAUAUCGACUUCGCUGCAUACGUCCACCAUUACUACAACCUCGGUAUCACAUUUACUCAAGAACAUUACGAAUCAGUUGCUCAAGAAAAUGCUUCAACUCAUUCCAAGUUCAUCACAAAGGCACAUCGUGCAGCCAGCGAUGCACCCAAACCACUCAACGUCGUCAUAACAUCAGCAGCUUCGAGCAUUGCAAGCCAUCUCAUUUACAGAAUUGCUAACGGCGACGUGUUUGGCGACAGCGACAUCCGUCUCUGUCUGCUCGAUUCUCGAGAUAAAGUCGGUGAAUUAGAAGGCAUUGCUAUGGAAACGGUUGAUUGCGCAUGCGCGUUGAUUAAAGACAUUCAAGUUUUUUCCAGCAGUUCUGACGCGUUCAAGGACGCCCGGGCUGUCUUCAUAAUCGACGAUACGCUCGCGAGUUUGUCGGAUAAAACGGACUUGUUCAAGGAGUUUGGCAAAGCGCUCGAGUUGGGCGCCGAUCGUGACGUGAAAGUUGUCGUUUCUGGCAUUCAUUCUCUGCCUCUGAUGUCACUCUUGAGUACGAAUGCGCCGUCAUUAUCAACAGACAACUUUUCUGCCGUCAGUCGUCUACUCGAAAUGCAAGCCAAGAGCCAAAUCGCUCAAAAACUGGGAGUGAACACGAGCGAUGUCAAGGACGUGAUCAUAUGGGGAGGGAAUUGUCCGUUGACGAACGACUCGAACGUACGAACGAUAAUCGAUGUGAAACGAGCUCGAGUGCAUAAUCACGUCGGAGCCAUCUGCGGACCGCCGUUCUAUUCUUGUUCUGCUGUGGAGGCUCUACGCGACAGCAAGUGGGUGGACAUUGAAUUCAACGAUAUUGUACUGAAAGAAUCAAAGGAAAUCGGUCGGAUGCGAAAUGCAAUGCCUGUGAUGUCAACGUCUGCUGCUAUUGCUGAACACAUGAGAGACUGGUGGGCGGGGCGAAAGUCACGUGACAAUUUUGAUGACCAGGAUAUUGUGUCGGCUGGUUUGAUAUCAAAGGGUUGGUUUAGUACGCCGUAUGGUGUGGCGUGUUCGUUUCCGGUUCGUGUCGGUGGCGGCGAAGACGGCGAGAGGUUCGUUGUUGCGGAAGACGUGGAGAUGACGGAGGAAAUGAAGAAGCAGUUUAGUGACAUUGUAGAGCAGCUAGUGCAGAACCAAGACUGUUGGGAAUGAGUUUCGUUAGGAUACUUUGUAGUCAUCGUACACAAGGCAUCAGUGAUUCACUUUCAAUGGCAUUUUUUGUAAUGAUUA
Corticium candelabrum is the source of this 1508-nucleotide messenger RNA. Its product is annotated as putative malate dehydrogenase 1B. The record is from RefSeq and is a predicted model, not a curated record. Gene Ontology annotation, biological process: oxaloacetate metabolic process; tricarboxylic acid cycle; malate metabolic process. Gene Ontology annotation, molecular function: L-malate dehydrogenase (NAD+) activity. Bases 15 to 1430 code for a protein of 471 amino acids. Lineage: Eukaryota; Metazoa; Porifera; Homoscleromorpha; Homosclerophorida; Plakinidae. The transcript is spliced from 2 exons.